This is a messenger RNA of Arvicola amphibius (Eurasian water vole), 2241 nucleotides long. RefSeq names its product RAS like estrogen regulated growth inhibitor (gene Rerg). The record is from RefSeq and is a predicted model, not a curated record. Bases 332 to 931 code for a protein of 199 amino acids. Gene Ontology annotation, molecular function: GTP binding; GTPase activity. Lineage: Eukaryota; Metazoa; Chordata; Mammalia; Rodentia; Cricetidae. The transcript is spliced from 5 exons.
GCAGCUAGUCUGAGCGAGCGCAAGGGAGGAGACCCCCGCCCGGCCACCACACUUGCAGCCGCAGUGACUUCCACCCGCGAUCGCGGCCCCCGGCUCUCAGACGCCUCCCGCAGCCAGGGUGGGUCAGCGUGGGAGGGCUUCCCGGUCUCCGAGGCCGGAUUGCGAACUUAAAGAGGACCGCGGCUCUUUUCCCCCACGGCCUGGAGAGUGAACAGGAUUGUGGACUCUUUCGUGUUUGGCGAUGGCACAACAGUGAACCUAAAGGCUGCCUGCCACCAAAGCUGUCUGCUCACAUCUGGAGUCUGAACAGGAAAUCCCGUCCCCACCAGUCAUGGCUAAGAGUGCAGAGGUCAAACUGGCCAUAUUCGGGAGAGCAGGCGUGGGCAAGUCAGCUAUUGUAGUGAGAUUUCUGACCAAACGAUUCAUCUGGGAAUAUGAUCCGACCCUCGAGUCAACCUACCGACACCAGGCAACCAUCGAUGACGAAGUUGUUUCUAUGGAGAUCCUAGAUACCGCUGGCCAGGAAGACACCAUCCAAAGGGAAGGUCAUAUGCGCUGGGGGGAAGGCUUCGUGCUGGUCUACGAUAUCACCGAUCGAGGGAGCUUCGAAGAAGUGCUGCCGCUGAAGAACGUCUUAGAUGAAGUCAAAAAGCCCAAAAAUGUAACUCUCAUCUUGGUCGGAAACAAAGCCGACUUGGACCACUCCAGACAAGUGAGUACAGAAGAAGGGGAGAAGCUGGCUACGGAAUUGGCUUGUGCCUUUUACGAAUGUUCCGCCUGCACCGGAGAAGGGAACAUCACCGAGGUAUUCUAUGAGCUCUGUCGAGAGGUGCGUCGCAGAAGGAUGGUGCAAGGCAAGACACGGCGACGCAGCUCCACCACACACGUCAAGCAAGCGAUUAACAAGAUGCUUACCAAAAUCAGUAGUUAGAGGUCCUGCCAAGAUGUGCUAAAAAUGGAAAAGUCCUUCCUGGCUCUCCUUUUACCCUUCCAAACACGAGCAAAAUAUCCUACUCCUUAUUCUGACUUUGGGAAAUGUCAGGGUCUCUCGUGGUUCCUGGUCUGCUAAAUGCUGGGAAGUUCUCUGUUGUCCUCUCGGUCCUGAUGGCUGUGACAGUCUCUCCCUUUCCUGCUUGCGUAGGAUCCGUGCUAACGUAGUUUGAAGAUGUAACCACCAAAGAUGCUGAAGUGGCUGAGUUCGUGGAAGCUAAUUUUAGGCAUCCCUGCCUUGCUUCAAUAAGUUGAAGUCUUUUCAAAGGCAUUUUAAGAUUCUGUUUCUUGUGGAAUGCUGCAAGAGUCUCCACAACGUUUUGUGAUGUCUGGUGAGAACUAGAGAGGGUUAGCUGAGCGAUUGGGGUAGAAAUGGAGCUCUAGUUCCCAUCUGAAGUAAACUUUUUUUUUUUUUUAAAAAAAAAGUUAUCUUACUUAAAUUGUACAGUUUUUCUUUAACCCUUUAUUUCACUGUUAGGUUAAAAUGUCAUUGAUUUUCUUGCUUUGUAAUGUAAUUGCCCAUUUCAAUUAAAUUUGGUUCUCUCAAUGAUCUAUAUCAAUCCUUACCUGCCCUUCUAUUAGAAUUUCCUCAAUAACAAAAGAAACAAGACCCACAAGUCACAAUCCUGCUGGGUCUUUGCUCCCUGGAGCCUGGGUGAUGGGAAACACCAGGAACCUUUGUACCAAUGCUUGGCUUCACUGCAUGUUAGUAGAGGAAUUAGAAUUAGAGACCCCUGGUUUGUAUAGUACUACUCCACUAGCUCUGUAGCAAGAAGAUAAUCCUCUAAAUACAAAAACUAUAAUGCCUAGUUAUUCCCCGUUGGAAACCAAGGCUGAAUCCCAUGCAGUCAAUUGAGUCAACCUCUGGUUCAGUAAGUUCGCCACAUGCUUUCUUAACCUUUUAACCUUUGAGUGAGACUGAUUCCCUUGGAAGAACUGGGGGAAAGAAUGGUGAUUAUAAUUCAUUAUACCUGAAUGGGCGUAUAUAACGUGGAGGCUCAGCUGGUGAAAGGAACCGUAACUGCCAAGAGUUCAUGGCCCUUUUCUCCAUUUCCUGCCCCAUAUAUUAAGAUUUGGGCACUUUAUUUUAGAAGGAAAUAUAUAUCUUUUACAUAUGUAUGUAUUUAUAUGUAUACAUAUAAGUGUGUAUAAAAUUUGUAAGCAUUGGAGGCUUUAAUUCACAACGUAUUUGAACAAUCUGGUGUAACUGACUUGGUUUUAUGUGACUAUAAUAAAAAGUAUAAUUUUCAA